AUGCUACUUUCCCAACCCAACCCAUCUCAUUCAAAACAGUAUCCUGCUGCUGCUACUGCAGGCCAUCAUCAUCUUCAUCUUCGUCUUCAUGUUCCCUCCAGAAAAUUAUAUGCAUCCAGCAGCAGCAGCAGCAAUCAGAAUAAUCCCAGCAGCAGCAGCAGGAUCAGGCGCCUGGUGCUCACCCAAGAAGGCAGAGCAAAGUUCAACAACUACCCAGACAGGGACUUCUACGCCUCCCCACGAUUCGUGGCCCAUGUCGACAACACUUUCAUCUCCACACUCACCAAUCUUUACCGGCAGAUACUGCGACCAGAAAUGGAGGUUCUUGAUCUCAUGAGCUCCUGGAUCAGCCACCUCCCUCCAGAGGUUAAGUACAAGAAAGUAGUCGGACAUGGACUUAAUGCCCAGGAGCUCGGGCGUAAUCCCCGCCUCGAUCACUUUUUCGUCAAGGAUCUUAAUAAGGACCAACAAUUUGAACUCAAGGAUGACAGUUUCGACGCUGUUUUAUGUACUGUCAGUGUGCAGUAUCUUCAGUACCCUGAAAAGGUGUUUGCUGAGGUUUUCCGGGUGCUCAGGCCUGGAGGAGUCUUCAUUGUCAGCUUCAGCAACAGGAUGUUCUAUGAGAAGGCAAUUGCCGCCUGGAGAGACAGGACUGGUUAUGGCCGGGUGCAGCUGGUCGUUGAGUACUUCCAGUGUGUGGAGGGUUUCAGUCAGCCACAGGUUAUUCGAAAACCACAAAACACUACAGAGAAAAAUCAGGCACCGGGUUGGAUAACAGGGCUGCUCGGGUUGUUCUCGGGCUCAGAUCCAUUUUAUGCAGUGGUAGCUUACAAGAACUUCAAACCUAUAUAUGAAUAGAAGCUCGAUUUUUGCAGCUCUUUCUGCACUGAUCCGCCUCUGAUUCAGGGCUUGUUUCAUCACAGUUAGGAAGAAUAUCGAUAAUUAUAACUUAUUGUCUACAAUGAAAGCUUCAAAAUAAGCACACUAUUGGUCUCUUUCCUAAAAA
Messenger RNA from Andrographis paniculata, 1006 nucleotides. RefSeq lists its product as uncharacterized. The coding region runs from base 1 to 858 and encodes 285 amino acids. The transcript is spliced from 2 exons. Gene Ontology annotation, molecular function: S-adenosylmethionine-dependent methyltransferase activity. The record is from RefSeq and is a predicted model, not a curated record. Lineage: Eukaryota; Viridiplantae; Streptophyta; Magnoliopsida; Lamiales; Acanthaceae.